This is a messenger RNA of Nerophis lumbriciformis (worm pipefish), 22967 nucleotides long. NCBI's taxonomy places the organism in Eukaryota, Metazoa, Chordata, Actinopteri, Syngnathiformes, Syngnathidae. The record is from RefSeq and is a predicted model, not a curated record.
CAACCAUUACUGAUGUACAAAGCUCUACAUCUCUUGUGACACCUUCAGAAACUACAACACAACCAGAAACAACCAGUUCUGAUGUACCAAACCCCACAACGCCAAUUGUGACAACCACUUCUCAACCAACUAAUACGAUGCCAGUAAUAACCAGUCGUGAGUUACGAAGCUCAACAACUCCUUUGGCACCUUCAGAAACUACAACACCAGAAAGGAUCAUUCCUGAUGCACCAAGCACCAAAUUUUCUCAUUGGUCAACACCUCCUGAAUUAACAACUACAAUACAAGAAACAACCAGUCCUGAUGUACUAACCCCUACAACUCCACUUGUAACAACCACUUCUGAACCAACUAAUAUGAUGGUCUUAACAACCAGUCAUGUACAAAGUCCUACAAUUCUUGUGACACCUUCAAAAACUUCAACACAACCAGUAACAACCAAUCCUGAUGGGCCAAGCACCAAUUAUUCUCAAAGGCCAACGUCCCCUGAAUUAACUACAUCAAAAAUAACCAUUCCUUAUGUACCAAGCCUCACAACACCACUUGUGACAACCACUUCUGCACAAACUAAUGUGAUGGCAGUAAUAACCAGUCUUGAUGUACGAAGCUCUGCAACUCUUGUGCCACCUUCAGAAACUACAACACCAGAAAACACCAGUCCUGAUGUACCAAGCACCAAAUCUUCACAAUGGUCAACACCUCCUGAUUUAACAACUAAAAUACCAGAAACAACCAGUCCUGAUAUACCAAGCACCAAAUCUUCUCAAUGGACAACACCUCAAUUAACUUCAAUUUCACAAACAACCUUUACUGAUGUACAAAGUACUACAACUCUGACACCUUCAGAAACUACAACACAACCAGAAACAACCAGUUCUGAUGUACCAAACCCCACAACGCCAAUUGUGACAACCACUUCUCAACCAACUAAUACGAUGCCAGUAAUAACCAGUCGUGAGGUACGAAGCUCAACAACUCCUUUGGCACCUUCAGAAACUACAACACCAGAAAGGAUCAUUCCUGAUGCACCAAGCACCAAAUCUUCUCAUUGGUCAACACCUCCUGAAUUAACAACUACAAUACAAGAAACAACCAGUCCUGAUGUACUAACCCCUACAACUCCACUUGUAACAACCACUUCUGAACCAACUAAUAUGAUGGUCUUAACAACCAGUCAUGUACAAAGUCCUACAAUUCUUGUGACACCUUCAAAAACUUCAACACAACCAGAAACAACCAAUCCUGAUGGGCCAAGCACCAAUUAUUCUCAAAGGCCAACGUCCCCUGAAUUAACUACAACAUCAAAAAUAACCAUUCCUUAUGUACCAAGCCUCACAACACCACUUGUGACAACCACUUCUGCACAAACUAAUGCGAUGGCAGUAAUAACCAGUCUUGAUGUACGAAGCUCUGCAACUCUUGUGCCACCUUCAGAAACUACAACACCAGAAAACACCAGUCCUGAUGUACCAAGCACCAAAUCUUCACAAUGGUCAACACCUCCUGAUUUAACAACUAAAAUACCAGAAACAACCAGUCCUGAUAUACCAAGCACCAAAUCUUCUCAAUGGACAACACCUCAAUUAACUUCAACUUUAGAAACAACCAUUACUGAUGUACGAAGCUCUACGUUUCUUGUGACACCUUCAGAAACUACAACACAGCCAGAAACAACCAGGAUUGAUUUACCAAGCACCAAAGAUUCUCAAUGGACAACACCUGAAUUAACUUCAACUUCAGAAACAACCAUUACUGAUGUACAAAGCUCUACAUCUCUUGUGACAACUUCAGAAACUACAACACAACCAGAAACAACCCGUCCUGAUGUACCAAGCACCAAAUCUUCUCAAUGGCCAACACCUCAAUUAACUUCAACUUCAGAAACAACCAUUACUGAUGUACAAAGCUCUACAUCUCUUGUGACACCUUCAGAAACUACAACACAACCAGAAACAACCAGGCUUGAUUUACAAAGCACCAAAUCUUCUAAAAGGCAAACACCUCAAUUAACUUCAACUUCACAAACAACCUUUACUGAUGUACAAAGUACUACAACUCUGACACCUUUAGAAACUACAACACAACCAGAAACAACCAGUUCUGAUAUACCAAACCCCACUACGCCAAUUGUGACAACCACUUCUGAACCAACUAAUAUGAUGGUCUUAACAACCAGUCAUGUACAAAGUCCUACAACUGUUGUGACACCUCCAAAAACUACAACACAACCAGAAACCACCAGUCCUGAUGGGCCAAGCACCAAAUCGUUUCAAUGGCCAACACCUCAAUUAACUCUAACUCCAGAAACAACCGUUACUGAUGUACAAAGCCAUACAACUCCUGUGACACCUUCAGAAACUACAAAACCAGAAACAACCAGUCCUGGUUGGCCAAGCACCAAAUCUUCUCAAUGGCCAACAUCCCCUGAAUUAACUACAUCAAAAACAACCAGACCUGAUGUACCAAGCUUCACAACACCACUUGUGACAACCACUUCUGAACCAACUAAUGUGAUGGCAGUAAUAACCAGUCCUGAUGUACGAAGCUCUACAACUCUUGUGCCACCUUCAGAAACUACACCACUAGAAAACACCAGUCCUGAUGUACCAAGCCCCACAAUUCCAGUUUUGACAGCCACUUCUGAACCAACUAUCACCUUGCGAUUAAUAACCAGUUUUAAUGUACCUAGCCUUACAACUCUUGUGACACCCUCAAAAAAAACUACCUUGCUAGAAACAACUAGUUCUGUUGUACCAAGCACAAAAUUUUCCAAUUGGCCAACGCCUCCUGAAUCAACAACUACAACCAGUUCUGAUAUACCAGGCACCAAAUCUUCUCAAUGGACAACACUUCAAUUAACUUCAACUUCAAAAAAAACCCUGACUGACGUGCGUAUCUCUACAACUCUUGUGACACCUUCAGAAACUACAACACAACUAGAAACAACCAGUCCUGAUGUACCAAGCACCAAAUCUUCUCAACGGCCAACAUCCCCUGAAUUAACUACAACAUCAAAAACAACCAGUCCUGAUGUACCAAGCCCUACAACGCCACUUCUGACAACCACUUCUCAACCAACUAAUAUGAUGGCAGUAAUAACGAGUCAUGGUGUACGAAGCUCAACAACUCCUCUAGGACCUUCAAAAACUACAACACCAGAAAGGACCAGUCCUGAUGCACCAAGGACCAAAUCUUCUCAUUGGUCAACAUCUCUUGAAUUAACAACUACAAUACCAGAAACAACCAGUCCUUAUGUACCAAGCCCUACAACUCCACUUGUAACAACCACUUCUGAACCAACUGAUACGGUGGCCUUAACCAGUCCUGAUGUACAAAACCCUAGAACUCUUGUGACACAUUCAGAAACUACAACACAACCAGAAACCAAAAAUGUUGAUGUUGCAAGCACCAAAUCUUCUCAUUGGUCAACACCUCCUGAAAUAACAACGACCGAAACGACCAGUACUGAUGAGGGAAGCCCUACAACGCUUGUGACACCUUCAGAAACAACCGAAACAACCAGUUCGGACAUACCAACUACCAAAUUUUCUGAGGGGCUGGCGCCUCUUGAAUCAACAGCUGCAACACUAAGAAAAACCAAUCCUGAUGUACCAAGCACCAAAUCUUCUCAAUGGACAAAACCUCCUGAUUUAACAACUAAAAUACCAGAAACAACCAGUCCUGAUAUACCAAGCACCAAAUAUUCUCAAUGGACAACACCUCAAUUAACUUCAACUUUAGAAACAACCAUUUCUGAUGUACGAAGCUCUACACCUCUUGUGACACCUUCAAAAACUACAACACAACCAGAAACAACCAGGCUUGAUGUACCAAGCACCAAAUCUUCUCAAUGGACAAAACCUCCUGAAUUAACUACAACUCUAGAAAACCACAGUUCUGAUGUACCAAGCCCCACAACGCCAAUUGUGACAACCACUUCUCAACCAACUAAAACGAUGCCAGUAAUAACCAGUCGUGAGGUACGAAGCUCAACAACUCCUUUGGCACCUUCAGAAACCACAAUACCAGAAAGGACCAUUCCUGACGCACCAAGCACCAAAUCUUCUAAUUGGUCAACACCUCUUGAAUUAACUACAAUACAAGAAACAACCAGUCUUGAUGUACGAAGCUCUGCAACUCUUGUGCCACCUUCAGAAACUACAACACCAGAAAACACCAGUCCUGGUGUACCAAGCACCACAUCUUCACGAUGGUCAACACCUCCCGAUUUAACAACUAAAAUACCAAAAACAACCAGUCCUGAUAUACCAAGCACCAAAUCUUCUCAAUGGACAACACCUCAAUUAACUUCAACUUUAGAAACAACCAUUUCUGAUGUACGAAGCUCUACACCUCUUGUGACACCUUCAAAAACUACAACACAACCAGAAACAACCAGGCUUGAUGUACCAAGCACCAAAUCUUCUCAAUGGACAAAACCUCCUGAAUUAACUACAACUCUAGAAAACCACAGUUCUGAUGUACCAAGCCCCACAACGCCAAUUGUGACAACCACUUCUCAACCAACUAAAACGAUGCCAGUAAUAACCAGUCGUGAGGUACGAAGCUCAACAACUCCUUUGGCACCUUCAGAAACCACAACACCAGAAAGGACCAUUCCUGACGCACCAAGCACCAAAUCUUCUCAUUGGUCCACACCUUUUGAAUUAACUACAAUACAAGAAACAACCAGUCUUGAUGUACGAAGCUCUGCAACUCUUGUGCCACCUUCAGAAACUACAACACCAGAAAACACCAGUCCUGGUGUACCAAGCACUACAUCUUCACGAUGGUCAACACCUCCCGAUUUAACAACUAAAAUACCAAAAACAACCAGUCCUGAUAUACCAAGCACCAAAUAUUCUCAAUGGACAACACCUCAAUUAACUUCAACUUUAGAAACAACCAUUUCUGAUGUACGAAGCUCUACACCUUUUGUGACACCUUCAAAAACUACAACACAACCAGAAACAACCAGGCUUGAUGUACCAAGCACCAAAUCUUCUCAUUGGACAAAACCUCCUGAAUUAACUACAACUCUAGAAAACCACAGUUCUGAUGUACCAAGCCCCACAACGCCAAUUGUGACAACCACUUCUCAACCAACUAAAACGAUGCCAGUAAUAACCAGUCGUGAGGUACGAAGCUCAACAACUCCUUUGGCACCUUCAGAAACCACAACACCAGAAAGGACCAUUCCUGACGCACCAAGCACCAAAUCUUCUAAUUGGUCAACACCUCUUGAAUUAACUACAAUACAAGAAACAACCAGUCCUGAUGUACCAAGCCCUACAACUCCACUUGUAACAACCACUUCUGCACCAACUGAUAUGAUGGUCUUAACAACCAGUCAUGUACAAAGCUCUACAACUCUUGUGACACCUUCUAAAACUACAACACAACCAGAAACAACCAGUCCUGAUGGGCCAAGCACCAAUUCUUCUCAAUGGCCAACAUCCCCUGAAUUAACUACAACAUCAAAAACAACCAUUCCUUAUGUACCAAGCCUCACAACACCACUUGUGACAACCACUUCUGAACAAACUAAUGCGAUGGCAGCAACAACCAGUCUUGAUGUACGAAGCUCUGCAACUCUUGUGCCACCUUCAGAAACUACAACACCAGAAAACACCAGUUCUGGUGUACCAAGCACCACAUCUUCACGAUGGUCUACACCUCCCGAUUUAACAACUAAAAUACCAGAAACAACCAGUCCUGAUAUACCAAGCACCAAAUAUUCUCAAUGGACAACACCUCAAUUAACUUCAACUUUAGAAAAAACCAUUUCUGAUGUACGAAGCUCUACACCUCUUGUGACACCUUCAAAAACUACAACACAACCAGAAACAACCAGGCUUGAUGUACCAAGCACCAAAUCUUCUCAAUGGACAAAACCUCCUGAAUUAACUACAACUCUAGAAAACCACAGUUCUGAUGUACCAAGCCCCACAACGCCAAUUGUGACAACCACUUCUCAACCAACUAAAACGAUGCCAGUAAUAACCAGUCGUGAGGUACGAAGCUCAACAACUCCUUUGGCACCUUCAGAAACCACAACACCAGAAAGGACCAUUCCUGACGCACCAAGCACCAAAUCUUCUCAUUGGUCAACACCUCUUGAAUUAACUACAAUACAAGAAACAACCAGUCCUGAUGUACCAAGCCCUACAACUCCACUUGUAACAACCACUUCUGCACCAACUGAUAUGAUGGUCUUAACAACCAGUCAUGUACAAAGCUCUACAACUCUUGUGACACCUUCUAAAACUACAACACAACCAGAAACAACCAGUCCUGAUGGGCCAAGCACCAAAUCUUCUCAAUGGCCAACAUCCCCUGAAUUAAUUACAUCAAAAACAACCAGUACUGAUGUAAGUAUCCCUACAUUUCGUGUGACACCUUCAGAAAGUACAACACCAGAAACCACCAGUACUGAUGUACUUCGCACCAAAUCGUUUCACUGGCCAACACCCCCUCAAUUAACUCUAACUCCAGAAACAACCAUUACGACUCUUGUGACACCUUCAGAAACUACAAAACCAGAAACAACCAGUCCUGAUUGGCCAAGCACCAAAUCUUCUCAAUGGCCAACAUCCCCUGAAUUAACUAAAUCAAAAACAGCCAGUCCUGAUGUACCAAGCCCCACAAUUCCAGUUUUGACAGCCACUUUUAAACCAACUAUCACCUUGCGAUUAAUAACCAGUCUUAAUGUACCAAGCCCUACAACUCUUGUGACACCCUCAAAAAAAAAAACCUUGCCAGAAACAACCAGUUCUGUUGUACCAAGCACGAAAUCUUCUAAUUGGCCAACGCCUCCUGAAUCAACAACCACAACCAGUUCUGAUUUACCAAGCACCAAAUCUUCUCAACGGCCAACAUCCCCUGAAUUAACUACAUCAAAAACAACCAGUCCUGCUGUACCAAACCCCACAACGCCACUUGUGACAACCACUUCUCAACCAACUAAUAUGAUGGCAGUAAUAACCAGUCCUGGUGUACGAAGCUCAACAACUCCUCUGGCACCUUCAGAAACUGCAACACCAGAAAACACCAGUUCUGAUGUACCAAUCACUAAAUCAUCUGAAUGGUCAAUACCUCCUGUAAUAACUACAACACCAGAAAGGACCAGUCCUGAUGCACCAAGGACCAAAUCUUCUCAUUGGUCAACAUCUCCUGAAUUAACAACUACAGUACCAGAAACAACCAGUGCUUAUGUACCAAGCCCUACAACUCCACUUGUAACAACCACUUCUGAACCAACUGAUAUGGUGGCCUUAACCAGUCUUGAUGUACAAAACCCUAGUACUGUUGUGACACCUUCAGAAACUACAACACAACCAGAAACAACCAAUGUUGAUGUUGCAAGCACCAAAUCUUCUCAUUGGUCAACACUUCCUGAAAUAACUACGACCGAAACGACAAGUACUGAUGAGGCAAGCCCUACACCGCUUGUGACACUUUCAGAAACGACCGAAACCACCAGUUCUGACAUGCCAACUACCAAAUCUUCUGAGGGGACGGCGCCUCUUGAAUCAACAGCUGCAACACUAAAAACAACCACUAAUGAUGUACCAAGCACCAAAUCUUCAAUUUGGCCAACACCUACUGAAUCAACAACUAUAACACAAGAAACAACUAGUCCUGAUGUACCAAGCACCAAAUUUUUUCAAUGGACAAAACAUCCUAAAUUAACUACAACCCUAGAAACAACCAGUACUGAUGUACGAAGCCCUACAAAUCGUGUGACACUCUCAGAGACUACUACCUUACCAGCAAUAGUCAGUCCUGAUGUUCCAAUCACCAUAUCUUAUCAAUGGCCAACAUCCCCUGAAUUAAUAAAAACAUCAGAAACAACCAGUACUGAUGUACCAAGCCUCACAACACCACUUGUGACAACCACUUCUGAACAAACUAAUGCGAUGGCAGUAAUAACCAGUCUUGAUGUACGAAGCUCUGCGACUCUUGUGCCACCUUCAGAAACUACAACACAACCAGAAUCAACCAGUCCUGAUGGACCAAGCGCCAAAUCUUCCAAAUGGCAAACACAUCAAUUAACUUCAACUUCAGAAACAACCAUUGCUGAUGUACGAAGCUCUACAAAUCUUCUGACACCUUCAGAAACUACAACACAAACAGAAACAACCAGUUCUGAUGUACCAAGCCCCACACCGCCAAUUGUGACAACCACUUUUCAACCAACUAAUACGAUGCCAGUAAUAACCAGUCGUGAGGUACGAAGCUCAACAACUCCUUUGGCACCUUCAAAAACCACAACACCAGAAAGGACCAUUCCUGAUGCACCAAGCACCAAAUCUUCUCAUUGGUCAACACCUCUUGAAUUAACAACUACAAUACAAGAAACAACCAGUCCUGAUGUACCAAGCCCUACAACUCCACUUGUAACAACCACUUUUGAACCAACUGAUAUGAUGGUCUUAACAACCAGUCAUGUACAAAGCCCUACAACGCUUGUGACACCUUCUAAAACUACAACACAACCAGAAACAACCAGUCCUGAUGGGCCAAGCACCAAUUCUUCUCAAUGGCCAACAUCCCCUGAAUUAACUACAACAUCAAAAACAACCAUUCCUUAUGUACCGAGCCUCACAGCACCACUUGUGACAACUACUUCUGAACCAACUAAUGUGAUGGCAGUAAUAACCAGUCCUGAUGUACGAAACUCUACAACUCUUGUGCCACCUUCAGAAACUACAACACCAGAAAACACCAGUCCUGAUGUACCAAGCCCUACAAUUCCAGUUUUGACAGCCACUUCUGAACCAGCUAUCACCUUGCGAUUAAUAACCAGUCUUAAUGUACCUAGCCCUACAACUCUUGUGACACCCUCAAAAAAAACUACCUUGCCAGAAACCAGUUCUGUUGUACCAAGCACAAAAUCUUCUAAUUGGCCAACGCCUACUGAAUCAACAACUAUAACACAAGAAACAACUAGUCCUGAUGUACCAAGCACCAAAUCUUUUCAAUGGACAAAACAUCCUAAAUUAACUACAACCCUAGAAACAACCAGUACUGAUGUACGAAGCCCUACAAAUCGUGUGACACUCUCAGAGACUACUACCUUACCAGUAAUAGUCAGUCCUGAUGUUCCAAUCACCAUAUCUUAUCAAUGGCCAACAUCCCCUGAAUUAAUAAAAACAUCAGAAACAACCAGUUCUGAUGUACCAAGCCCCACACCGCCAAUUGUGACAACCACUUUUCAACCAACUAAUACGAUGCCAGUAAUAACCAGUCGUGAGGUACGAAGCUCAACAACUCCUUUGGCACCUUCAAAAACCACAACACCAGAAAGGACCAUUCCUGAUGCACCAAGCACCAAAUCUUCUCAUUGGUCAACACCUCUUGAAUUAACAACUACAAUACAAGAAACAACCAGUCCUGAUGUACCAAGCCCUACAACUCCACUUGUAACAACCACAUUUGAACCAACUGAUAUGAUGGUCUUAACAACCAGUCAUGUACAAAGCCCUACAACUCUUGUGACACCUUCAAAAACUACAACACAACCAGAAACAACCAGUCCUGAUGGGCCAAGCACCAAUUCUUCUCAAUGGCCAACAUCCCCUGAAUUAACUACAACAUCAAAAACAACCAUUCCUUAUGUACCGAGCCUCACAACACCACUUGUGACAACUACUUCUGAACCAACUAAUGUGAUGGCAGUAUUAACCAGUCCUGAUGUACGAAGCUCUACAACUCCAGUUUUGACAGCCACUUCUGAACCAGCUAUCACCUUGCGAUUAAUAACCAGUCUUAAUGUACCUAGCCCUACAACUCUUGUGACACCCUCAAAAAAAACUACCUUGCCAGAAACCAGUUCUGUUGUACCAAGCACAAAAUCUUCUAAUUGGCCAACGCCUCCUGAAUCAACAACUACAACCAGUUCUGAUAUACCAAGCACCACAAUGCCACUUGUGACAACCACUUCUCAACCAACUAAUAUGAUGGCAAUAAUAACCCGUCCUGGUGUACGAAGCUCAACAACUCCUCUGGCACCUUCAGAAAUGACAACACCAGAAAACACCAGUUCUAAUGUACCAAUCAUUAAAUCUUCUCAAUGGUCAAUACCUCCUGUAAUAGCACCAGAAACAACCAGUUCAGAUGUACCAAGCACCAAUUCUUAUAAUUGGCCAACACCUCCUGGAUCAACAACUACCACACCAAAAACCAGUCUGGAUAAACAAAGCACAGAAUCUUCGAAUUGGAAAACCCCAUUUAAAUUAACGACAAUAGAAACAACCAGCUCUCAUGUAUUAAACCCUACAACUCCACAUGUUACAAUCACUUCUACACCAAGUAUCACCUUGCAGGGAAUAACCAAUCCUAACUUCCAAAACCCUACCACUCUUGUGACACCCUCAAAAAAAACCACUACCUUACCAGAAACUGCUAUUCCUGAUGUACCAAGCAUCGAAUCUUCUAAUUGGCCAACCGCUUAUUCACCAGAAACAACCAGUACUGAUGUGCGAAGCCCUACUACUCUUGUGACACCUUCAGAAACUACAAUAUCAGGAACAACUCUUUAUGUACAAACCACCAAAUCUUCUAAUUGGCCAACACCUCCUGAAUCAACAACUACACUACCAGAAACAACCAUUACUAAUGCAUCAAGCACCGAAUCUUCUGAUUGGCUGACACCUCUUAAAAUAACUACAACACCAAAUACAACCAACACUAAUGUACGAAGCCUUACAACUCUUGUGACACCCUCAGAAACACCUAUUGUGCCAGCAACAAUUCUUGACGAACCAAGCACCAAAUCUUCUUAUUGGCAAAUACCUACUGAAACAACAAUUACAACACCAGAAACAACCAGCCCAGAUGUACAAAGCACCACAACUUCCUUUGUGACAAGCCUUUCUGAACCAAUUGUUACCUUGCCAGAAACAACCAAUUCUUAUGUACAAAGCUUUACAACACUUGUCACAACCUCUGUUAAAUUAACAACUGCAACACCUGGCACAGCUAUACGCAGAACACCUAACUUUGGCAGCAGGCCCGGACACAACUGGCCUGUCAAAGGGGGUAGGCCCGUACACAGCAGCAGGCCGGACAGUGAUGGUAGGCCCGAACACAGGUGGCCCGUCAACGGGGGCAGACCUGUACACAGCAGCAGGCCGGAUAGUGAUGGUAGUAUGCCCCAACACAGCUGGCCUGUCGAUGGGGGCAGGCCUGUACACAGCAGCAGGCCGGACAGCGAUGGUAGCCCCGAACACAGUUGGCCCGUUGAUGGGGGAAGGCCUGUACACAGCAGCAGGCCAGAAAGUGGCGGAAGGCCCGGACACAGCUGGCCUGUCGUCGGAGGAAGACCCGUACACAGCAGCAGGCCGGACAGUGGUGGAAGUCCCGGACACAGCUUGCCUGUUGACGGUGGAAGGCCUGUACAUAGCAGUAGGCCAGACAGCGGCAGGCCCGGACACAGCUGGCCUGUCGACGGUGGAAGGCCCGUGCAUAGCAGUCUUGAUGAACCGAGCCCUACAACUCUUGUGACACCCUCAAAAAAAAAAACCUUGCCAGAAACAACCAGUUCUGUUGUACCAAGCACGAAAUCUUCUAAUUGGCCAACGCCUCCUGAAUCAACAACCACAACCAGUGCUGAUUUACCAAGCACCAAAUCUUCUCAAUGGCCAACAUCCCCUGAAUUAACUACAUCAAAAACAACCAGUCCUGCUGUACCAAGCCCCACAACGCCACUUGUGACAACCACUUCUCAACCAACUAAUAUGAUGGCAGUAAUAACCAGUCCUGGUGUACGAAGCUCAACAACUCCUCUGGCACCUUCAGAAACUGCAACACCAGAAAACACCAGUUCUGAUGUACCAAUCACUAAAUCAUCUGAAUGGUCAAUACCUCCUGUAAUAACUACAACACCAGAAAGGACCAGUCCUGAUGCACCAAGGACCAAAUCUUCUCAUUGGUCAACAUCUCCUGAAAUAACAACUACAGUACCAGAAACAACCAGUGCUUAUGUACCAAGCCCUACAACUCCACUUGUAACAACCACUUCUGAACCAACUGAUAUGGUGGCCUUAACCAGUCUUGAUGUACAAAACCCUAGUACUGUUGUGACACCUUCAGAAACUACAACACAACCAGAAACAACCAAUGUUGAUGUUGCAAGCACCAAAUCUUCUCAUUGGUCAACACUUCCUGAAAUAACUACAACCGAAACGACAAGUACUGAUGAGGCAAGCCCUACACCGCUUGUGACACUUUCAGAAACGACCGAAACCACCAGUUCUGACAUGCCAACUACCAAAUCUUCUGAGUGGACGGUGCCUCUUGAAUCAACAGCUGCAACACUAAAAACAACCACUAAUGAUGUACCAAGCACCAAAUCUUCAAUUUGGCCAACACCUACUGAAUCAACAACUAUAACACAAGAAACAACUAGUCCUGAUGUACCAAGCACCAAAUCUUUUCAAUGGACAAAACAUCCUAAAUUAACUACAACCCUAGAAACAACCAGUACUGAUGUACGAAGCCCUACAAAUCGUGUGACACUCUCAGAGACUACUACCUUACCAGUAAUAGUCAGUCCUGAUGUUCCAAUCACCAUAUCUUAUCAAUGGCCAACAUCCCCUGAAUUAAUAAAAACAUCAGAAACAACCAGUUCUGAUGUACCAAGCCCCACACCGCCAAUUGUGACAACCACUUUUCAACCAACUAAUACGAUGCCAGUAAUAACCAGUCGUGAGGUACGAAGCUCAACAACUCCUUUGGCACCUUCAAAAACCACAACACCAGAAAGGACCAUUCCUGAUGCACCAAGCACCAAAUCUUCUCAUUGGUCAACACCUCUUGAAUUAACAACUACAAUACAAGAAACAACCAGUCCUGAUGUACCAAGCCCUACAACUCCACUUGUAACAACCACAUUUGAACCAACUGAUAUGAUGGUCUUAACAACCAGUCAUGUACAAAGCCCUACAACUCUUGUGACACCUUCAAAAACUACAACACAACCAGAAACAACCAGUCCUGAUGGGCCAAGCACCAAUUCUUCUCAAUGGCCAACAUCCCCUGAAUUAACUACAACAUCAAAAACAACCAUUCCUUAUGUACCGAGCCUCACAACACCACUUGUGACAACUACUUCUGAACCAACUAAUGUGAUGGCAGUAUUAACCAGUCCUGAUGUACGAAGCUCUACAACUCCAGUUUUGACAGCCACUUCUGAACCAGCUAUCACCUUGCGAUUAAUAACCAGUCUUAAUGUACCUAGCCCUACAACUCUUGUGACACCCUCAAAAAAAACUACCUUGCCAGAAACCAGUUCUGUUGUACCAAGCACAAAAUCUUCUAAUUGGCCAACGCCUCCUGAAUCAACAACUACAACCAGUUCUGAUAUACCAAGCACCACAAUGCCACUUGUGACAACCACUUCUCAACCAACUAAUAUGAUGGCAAUAAUAACCCGUCCUGGUGUACGAAGCUCAACAACUCCUCUGGCACCUUCAGAAAUGACAACACCAGAAAACACCAGUUCUAAUGUACCAAUCAUUAAAUCUUCUCAAUGGUCAAUACCUCCUGUAAUAGCACCAGAAACAACCAGUCCAGAUGUACCAAGCACCAAUUCUUAUAAUUGGCCAACACCUCCUGAAUCAACAACUACAACACCAAAAACCAGUCUGGAUAAACAAAGCACAGAAUCUUCGAAUUGGAAAACCCCAUUUAAAUUAACGACAAUAGAAACAACCAGCUCUCAUGUAUUAAACCCUACAACUCCACAUGUUACAAUCACUUCUACACCAAGUAUCACCUUGCAGGGAAUAACCAAUCCUAACUUCCAAAACCCUACCACUCUUGUGACACCCUCAAAAAAAAACACUACCUUACCAGAAACUGCUAGUCCUGAUGUACCAAGCAUCGAAUCUUCUAAUUGGCCAACCGCUUAUUCACCAGAAACAACCAGUACUGAUGUGCGAAGCCCUACUACUCUUGUGACACCUUCAGAAACUACAAUAUCAGGAACAACUCUUUAUGUACUAACCACCAAAUCUUCUAAUUGGCCAACACCUCCUGAAUCAACAACUACACUACCAGAAACAACCAUUACUAAUGCAUCAAGCACCGAAUCUUCUGAUUGGCUGACACCUCUUAAAAUAACUACAACACCAGAUACAACCAACACUAAUGUACAAAGCCUUACAGCUCUUGUGACACCCUCAGAAACACCUAUUGUGUCUGCAACAAUUCUUGACGUACCAAGCACCAAAUCUUCUUAUUGGCAAACACCUACUGAAACAACAAUUACAACACCAGAAACAACCAGCCCAGAUAUACAAAGCACCACAACUUCCUUUGUGACAAGCCUUUCUGAACCAAUUGUUACCUUGCCAGAAACAACCAAUUCUUAUGUACAAAGCUUUACAACACUUGUCACAACCUCUGUUAAAUUAACAACUGCAACACCUGGCACAGCUAUACGCAGAAGACCUAACUUUGGCAGCGGGCCCGGACACAACUGGCCUGUCAAAGGGGGUAGGCCCGUACACAGCAGCAGGCCGGACAGUGAUGGUAGGCCCGAACACAGGUGGCCCGUCAACGGGGGCAGACCUGUACACAGCAGCAGGCCGGAUAGUGAUGGUAGUAAGCCCCAACACAGUUGGCCCGUUGAAGGGGGCAGGCCUGUACACAGCAGCAGGCCGGACAGCGGUGGCAGGCCCGGACACAGCUGGCCUGUCGAUGGGGGCAGGCCUGUACACAGCAGCAGGCCGGACAGCGGCGGCAGGCCCGGACACAGCUGGCCUGUCGACGGUGGAAGGCCCGUGCAUAGCAGUCUUGAUGAACCGAGCAACAGGACUCCCCUCGAGGCAUCCCCUUUUCAACAAAGUACCACCCCACGACCGACUAUUGUCGUACCAAGCUCCCCAACUAUACUUUUGACGCCUUCUAAAUCAACAAUUUCAGUAAAAACCAGUCCUGAUCUACCAAGCAUUAAAACUCCUCUUGUGACAACCCCUUCUGAACAACCUAUUUCCUUGGCAGAAACAACCAGUUUUGAUAUACGAAGCCUUGCAACUCUUGUCACUAACCCUUCUGAAUCAAAAGCCACCACACAUGGCACAGCUGUACACAGAAGGCCUAACAUUGGCGGCAGGCCCGGACACAGCUGGCCUGUUGACGGUGGAAGGCCUGUACAUAGCAGCAGGCCAGAAAGUGGCGGCAGGCCCGGACACAGCUGGCCUGUCGUCGGAGGAAGACCCGUACACAGCAGCAGGCCGGACAGUGGCGGAAGGCCCGGACACAGCUGGCCUGUUGACGGUGGAAGGCCUGUACAUAGCAGUAGGCCAGACAGCGGCAGGCCCGGACACAGCUGGCCUGUCGACGGUGGAAGGCCCGUGCAUAGCAGUCUUGAUGAACCGAGCAACAGGACUCCCCUCGAGGCAUCCCCUUUACAACAAAGUACCACCCCACGACCGACUAUUGUCGUACCAAGCUCCCCAACUAUACUUUUGACGCCUUCUAAAUCAACAAUUUCAGUAAGAACCAGUCCUGAUCUACCAAGCAUUAAAACUCCUCUUGUGACAACCCCUUCUGAACAACCUAUUUCCUUGGCAGAAACAACCAGUUUUGAUAUACGAAGCCUUGCAACUCUUGUCACUAACCCUUCUGAAUCAAAAGCCACCACACAUGGCACAGCUGUACACGGAAGGCCUAACAUUGGCGGCAGGCCCGGACACAGCUGGACCAUCGACGGGGACAGUCCUGUACAUACCAUCAGGCCGGACAGUAGUAGUAGGCCUGGACACAGCUGGCCUGUUGACGGUAGAAGGCCUGUACAUAGCAGCAGGCCAGAAAGCGGCGGCAGGCCCGGACACAGCUGGCCUGUUGACGGUGGAAGGCCCGUGCAUAGCAGUCUUGAUGAACCAAGCAACAGGACUCCCCUCGAGGCAUCCUCUUUUCAACAAAGUACCACCCCACUACCGACUAUUGUCGUACCAAGCUCCCCAACUAUUCUUUUGACGCCUUCUAAAUCAACAAUUUCAGUAAGAUCCAGUCCUGAUCUACCAAGCAUUAAAACUCCAAGCAUUAAAACUCCUCUUGUGACAACCCCUUCUGAACAACCUAUUUCCUUGGCAGAAACAACCGGUUUUGAUGUACGAAGCCUUGCAACUCUUGUCACUAACCCUUCUGAAUCAAAAGCCACCACACAUGGCACAGCUGUACACAGAAGGCCUAACAUUGGCGGCAGGCCCGGACACAGCUGGACCAUCGACAGGGACAGUCCUGUACAUACCAUCAGGCCGGACAGUAAUAGUAGGCCUGGACACAGCUGGCCCGUCGACGGGGACAGGCCCGUACACAGCAGCAGGCCGGACAGUGGCGGAAGGCCCGGACACAGCUGGCCUGUCGAUGGGGGCAGGCCUGUACACAGCAGCAGGCCGGACAGUGGCGGCAGGCCCGGACACAGCUGGCCUGUUGACGGUGGAAGGCCUGUACAUAGCAGCAGGCCAGACAGCGGCGGCAGGCCCGGACACAGCUGGCCUGUCGACGGUGGGAGGCCCGUGCAUAGCAGUCUUGAUGAACCAAGCAACAGGACUCCCCUCGAGGCAUCCCCUUCUCAACAAAGUACCACCCCACUACCGACUAUUGUGGUACCAAGCUCCCCAACUAUUCUUUUGACGCCUUCUAAAUCAACAAUUUCAGUAAGAACCAGUCCUGAUCUACCAAGCAUUAAAACUCCUCUUGUGACAACCCCUUCUGAACAACCUAUUUCCUUGGCAGAAACAACCGGUUUUGAUGUACGAAGCCUUGCAAUUCUUGUCACUAACCCUUCUGAAUCAAAAGCCACCACACAUGACACAGCUGUACACAGAAGGCCUAACAUUGGCGGCAGGCCCGGACACAGCUGGACCAUCGACGGGGACAGUCCUGUACAUACCAUCAGGCCGGACAGUAAUAGUAGGCCUGGACACAGCUGGCCCGUCGACGGGGACAGGCCCGUACACAGCAGCAGGCCGGACAGUGGCGGAAGGCCCGGACACAGCUGGCCUGUCGACGGUGGAAGGCCCGUGCAUAGCAGUCUUGAUGAACCAAGCAACAGGACUCCCCUCGAGGCAACCCCUUUUCAACAAAGUACCACCCCACUACCGACUAUUGUCGUACCAAGCUCCCCAACUAUUCUUUUGACGCCUUCUAAAUCAACAAUUUCAGUAAGAACCAGUCCUGAUCUACCAAGCAUUAAAACUCCUCUUGUGACAACCCCUUCUGAACAACCUAUUUCCUUGGCAGAAACAACCGGUUUUGAUGUACGAAGCCUUGCAACUCUUGUCACUAACCCUUCUGAAUCAAAAGCCACCACACAUGGCACAGCUGUACACAGAAGGCCUAACAUUGGUGGCAGGCCCGGACACAGCUGGACCAUCGACGGGGACAGUCCUGUAUAUACCAUCAGGCCGGACAGUAAUAGUAGGCCUGGACACAGCUGGCCCGUCGACGGGGACAGGCCCGUACACAGCAGCAGGCCGGACAGUGGCAGAAGGCCCGUACACAGCUGGCCUGUCGAUGGGGGCAGGCCUGUACACAGCAGCAGGCCGGACAGUGGCGGCAGGCCCGGACACAGCUGGCCUGAUGACGGUGGAAGGCCUGUACAUAGCAGCAGGCCAGACAGCGGCGGCAGGCCCGGACACAGCUGGCCUGUCGACGGUGGAAGGCCCGUGCAUAGCAGUCUUGAUGAACCAAGCAACAGGACUCCCCUCGAGGCAUCCCCUUUUCAACAAAGUACCACCCCACGACCGACUAUUGUCGUACCAAGCUCCCCAACUAUACUUUUGACGCCUUCUAAAUCAACAAUUUCAGUAAGAACCAGUCCUGAUCUACCAAGCAUUAAAACUCCUCUUGUGACAACCCCUUCUGAACAACCUAUUUCCUUGGCAGAAACAACCAGUUUUGAUAUACGAAGCCUUGCAACUCUUGUCACUAACCCUUCUGAAUCAAAAGCCACCACACAUGGCACAGCUGUACACAGAAGGCCUAACAUUGGCGGCAGGCCCGGACACAGCUGGCCUGUUGACGGUGGAAGGCCUGUACAUAGCAGCAGGCCAGACAGUGGCGGCAGGCCCGGACACAGCUGGCCUGUCGACGGUGGAAGGCCCGUACACAGCAGCAGGCCGGACAGCGAUAGUAGCCCCGAACACAGUUGGCCCGUUGAUGGGGGAAGGCCUGUACACAGCAGCAGGCCUGUAAGUGGCGGGAGGCCCAUACACAGCUGGCCCGUCAAAGUAGGCAGGCCUGUACACAUCAGCAGGCCAGACAGCAGCGCCAGGCCCGUGCAUAGCAGUCUUGAUGAACCAAGCAACAGGACUCCCCUCGAGACAUCCCCUUUUCAACAAAGUACCACCCCACUACCGACUAUUGUCGUACCAAGCUCCCCAACUAUUCUUUUGACUCCUUCUAAAUCAACAAUUUCAUUAAGAAACAGUCCUGAUCUACCAAGCAUGGAAACUCCUCUUGUGACAACCCCUUCUGAACAACCUAUUACCUUGGCAGAAACAACCAGUUUUGAUGUACGAAGCCUUGCAACUCUUGUCACUAACCCUUCUGAAUCAAAAGCCACCACACAUGACACAGCUGUACACGGAAGGCCUAACAUUGGCGGCAGGCCCGGACACAGCUGGACCAUCGACGGGGACAGUCCUGUACAUACCAGGCCGGACAGUAAUAGUAGGCCUGGACACAGCUGGCCCGUCGACGGGGACAGGCCCGUACACAGCAGCAGGCCGGACAGUGGCGGAAGGCCCGGACACAGCUGGCCUGUUGACGGUGGAAGGCCUGUACAUAGCAGCAGGCCAGAAAGCGGCGGCAGCUGGCCUGUCGACGGAGGAAGACCCGUACACAGCAGCAGGCCGGACAGUGGCGGAAGGCCCGGACACAGCUGGCCUGUUGACGGUGAAAGGCCUGUACAUAGCAGUAGGCCAGACAGCGGCGGCAGGCCCGGACACAGCUGGCCUGUCGAUGGUGGAAGGCCCGUGCAUAGCAGUCUUGAUGAACCAAGCAACAGGACUCCCCUCCAGGCAUCCCCUUUUCAACAAAGUACUACCCCACUACCGACUAUUGUCGUACCAAGCUCCCCAACUAUUCUUUUGACACCUUCUAAAUCAACAAUUUCAGUAAGAACCAGUCCUGAUCUACCAAGCAUUAAAACUCCUCUUGUGACAACCCCUUCUGAACAAACUAGCGGCGGCAGGCCCGGACACAGCUGGCCCGUCGAUGGGGGAAGGCCUGUACACAUCAGCAGGCCAGACAGUGGCGGAAGGCUAGGACACAGCUGGCCUGUCGACGGGGGCAGACCAGUACACAGCAGCAGGCCAGACACCGGCGGCAGGCCCGGACACAGCUGGCCUGUCGACCGAGAAAGUCCCAUACACAGCAGCAGGCUGGACAGCGACGCUGGGCCCGGACACAGCUGGCCUGUUGACGGGGGAAGGCCCGUGCACAGCAGCAGGCCGGACAGUGAUGGUAGGCCCGAACACAGCUCGCCUGUCGACGGGGGCAGGCCCGUACACAGCAGCAGGCUGGACAGCAGCGGCAGGCCCGGACAUAACUGGCCCGUCAAAGUGGGCAAGCCUGUACACAGCAGCAGGCCAGACAGCGGCGGCAGGCCCGUCGACAGGGGCAGGCAUAGCAGUCUUGAUGGACCAAGCAACAAGACUCCCCUCGAGACAUCCCUUUUUGAACCAAGUACCACCCCACUACCAAGUAGUGUUGUACCAAGCUCCCCAACUAUUCUUUUGACACCUUCUAAAUCAACAUUUUCACUAAAAACCAGUCCUGAUCUACCAAGCAUUACAACUCUUCUUGAGACAACCCAUUCUGAACAAACUAUUACCUUGGCAGAAACAACCAGUUCUGAUGUACGAAGCCUUGCAACUCUUGUCAUUAACCCUUCUGAACCAAAAGCCACCACACUUGGCACAGCCGUACACAGAAGGCCAAACAUUGGCGGAAGGCCCAAACACAGCUGGCCCAGCGCCGGGGGCGGAAGGCCCGGACACAUCCGGCCCAUCGACGGGGCCGGAAGGCCCGGACACGGUUGGCCCAUCUACGGGGGAGGCAGGCCCGGACACAGUUGGCCCAUCGACGGGGGCGCAAGGCCAGGACACAGUUGGCCCAUCGACGGGGGCGGAAGGCCCGGACACAGCCGGCGUGUCGACGGGGGCGGCAGACCUGGUCACAGCAGGCCCGGACAUAGCUGGCCCGUCGACGGGGGCAGGCCCGCAAAAAGCAGGCCUGGACAUAACAUGCCCAGCGGUGUAUUCAGGCCUGACCACGGCAGCAGGCCCGCACACAGUUGGACCGACAACAGCGGCAGGCCUGGAAUUAGCAUGACUCCUCUCGAGACAUCCCCUUUUGAACCAAGUACCAGCCCAUUGACUAUUAUUGAACCAAGCACCACAACUCAUCUUUUGACACUUUCUCAAUCAACAACAAUGCCAGUGAUAUCCAGUCCUGAUCUACCAAGCAUUACAACUUCUCUUGUGACAACCCCUUCUGAACCGACUAUUACAUUGCCAGAAACAACCAAUUCUGAUAUACAAAGCUUUAUAACUCUUGUCACAACCCCUUUUGAGUCAUUAGCUACCACAACUGGCACAGCCAUACAGAGCUGGCCUGUUGGCGGCAAGCCCGGACACAGCUGGCCUGUCGACAAGGGAAGGCCUGUACAUAGCAGUCACAGCGGUAGCAGCAGGCCUGACAGUGCCAAAAGGCCUGCAAGCAGUUGGCCCUUCAACGCGGGCAGGCUUGACAGUGGGGACAGGUACAGUUGGUCAGUCGAUGAUGGCAGGCCCAAACACAGCAGGCUUGACAUUGGAAAUAGGCCUGAAAGUGGCGACGGGUCCGACGUAGGAGACAGGCCUGCACACAAGGUGCUCGAUGUAGGAGGUAGGCCCGGACACAAAGGGCCUGACGGCAGCAUCAAGCCCGAACACAUCUGGUCCAUCAACAGCAGAAAGCCCGGACACCGUAAGCCCGAUGUUGAUGGCAGGCCUGGACACAGUUGGCCCGUCGAGGGUGGCAGACCUGGACACCGCGUUAAUGAUGAACCAAGCAACAUAACUCCUCUCGAUACAUCCUUUUCUGACCAAAGUACCACCCCACUAACGACUAUUGUUGUACCAAGCUUCCCAAAUAAUCUUUUGACACCUUCAAAAUCAACAUUUUCAGUGAAAGCCAGUCCUGAUCUACUAAGCAAUACAAUUCUUUUUGUGAAAACAUCUUCUGAACCAAAUACUGCCUUGCCAUUAACAACCCGUUCUAAUGUACCGAGCAAAAAAACUUCUCAUUUGAAAAUACCUCCUGAAUUAACAACUACAGCGUCAGAAACAGCCAGUCGUUAUGUAUCAAGCACCACAACUUCACUUGUGACAACGCCUUUUGAACCAACUUUCACUUUGUCAGAAACAACUAGUCCUGAUCUACAAAGUCCUACAUAUCUUGUAACACUGUCAGAAAUAACUACAACGUCAAUAUCAACCAGUCCUGAUGUAUAUAGCACUACACCUGGCACAGCCAGUUUUGAUCUUCCAAGCAUUAGAACUCCUCUGGUAACAUCUUCAGAACAAAUGAUUACUACUGCUAACUGUGGUGGCAAACCUGGACAAAGCAGGCCCGGACACAGCAGGCUUGACAGUGGCCGGAGGCCCGGACACAGCAGGCCUGGACACGGCAGGCCCGGCCAAAGGAGGCCCGACGGCGGCAGGCCCGGCCAAAGGAGGCCCGACGGCGGCAGGCCCGGCCAAAGGAGGCCCGACGGCGGCAGGCCCGGCCAAAGGAGGCCCGACGGCGGCAGGCCCGGCCAAAGGAGGCCCGACGGCGGCAGGCCCGGCCAAAGGAGGCCCGACGGCGGCAGGCCCGGCCAAAGGAGGCCGGACGACGGCGGCGGCAGGCCCGGACAAAGGAGGCCGGACGACGACGGCGGCGGCAGGCCCGGACAAAAGAGGCCCGACGACGGCGGCGGCAGGCCCGGACAAAAGAGGCCCGACGACGGCGGCGGCAGGCCCGGACAAAGGAGGCCCGACGACGGCGGCGGACAAAAGAGGCCCGACGACGGCGGCGGACAAAAGAGGCCCGACGACGGCGGCGGACAAAAGAGGCCCGACGACGGCGGCGGACAAAAGAGGCCCGACGACGGCGGCAGGCCCGGACAAAAGAGGCCCGACGGCGGCAGGCCCGGACAAAGGAGGCCCGACGGCAGGCCCGGACAAAGGAGGCCUGACGGCGGCAGGCCCGGACAAAAGAGGCCCGACGACGAUGGCGGCAGGCCCGUAAACAUGAAGCCUGACGGCAGGCCAGGACACAGCUGGUCCAACAAUGGCGGAAGGCCUGGACACCGCAGGCCCAUCAAUGGUGGUAGGCCCAUAUACAGCCACAACAAUAUCAAGCCUGGCCACGGUCAAAGCGGAAGGCCUGGACACAAUAGGCCAGAUCAAGAGGGAAAUCCCUGUGACACCGACGAGCCUGGACAUGGUCAAAAUUCAGAGGAUGGCCAUGGCCACAACAAUAACUAUAGCAAGCCGGGACGCAGUUGGCCAGACUAUGCCGGCAGGCCGGGACAUAGCAGGCCAGACAAUGGCAGCAGGCCGGACGACGGCAGGGGGCCAGGACACAGCAGGCCGGACGACGACGACGGCGGCGAGCCGGGACACGGCAGGCCGGACGACGGCGGCGAGCCGGGACACGGCAGGCCGGACGACGGCGGCGAGCCGGGACACGGCAGGCCGGACGACGGCGGCGAGCCGGGACACGGCAGGCCGGACGACGGCGGCGAGCCGGGACACGGCAGGCCGGACGACGGCGGCGAGCCGGGACACGGCAGGCCGGACGACGGCGGCGAGCCGGGACACGGCAGGCCAGACGACGGCGGCGAGCCGGGACACGGCAGGCCAGACGAUGGCGGUGGGCCAGAACAAAUGCCUGACACUCAGGAUAUGACCAAACAAUGA